AUGUACUCCGGUACAAAAUUGGACUGCAGCAACGGCUCCGGUUACUUUGGGGGACAGCAUUGGAAGCACGAUCUAUUCGCAAAUUCUGCUGCCAGUUACCGAUGCGCAGUUCUCCGCCUGCCAGCCAUCUGGCAAAGCCGUCUGUCCCAGCGGCUACAACUACAACCAGUUGUCCGAUCUAUUCAACAAUCAACCCAAUACAGAAACGAUUCGCACGACAGCAUACUGUUGCCCGAGGUGAGUGCUAAUGCCAAGCUUCGUCCUGCCGCCACUGCUAAUACGCUUCUCUACAGCGGCUUCAGGUACACCAUGUUCUACGAUAUAGAGAUAUAUAGUAUAUCCGGACCCAACUGCUUUAAGACGACGACCCUGACUCCAACGGCGCAAACCACUCCCACUGCCAAUACUACACCCACUACGACUGCCACUGGGUCCGCUCUCAAGACCGCUGCUUCAACGGCGGCUCUUGCAGCAAGGAAUGCUACCAUUCCUACAACAGUCACGCCCUUGGUGGUAACAAUGCUCUACCCACCCUGGAACAUUGCGUGGGAAAAGAGAGAUACCUCCGAGCUUUCACCAGCGCCACCGACCGUAUCAGUGCAGUUUCCUGUCAAGACCUGGGAGCCCGGCACAGAAAUCGAUCCCAGCCUGACACGGAAGCAACCUGACCCCACCGCGUUGGAUAAAGGCCUAGGGCAGAUUAUUGGAAUUGUGGCUGGCUGCGUGGCUGCCGGUUUUGCCGCCAUCUCCGCCAUAUCGCUCUGGUUUUGCAUGCGAUCACGGCGGAGAGAACGAGAGGCGUUUUAUCGCGAAGAGCACCAGCUUCAGGAGCAGCGGCUGCAGCGCAUCGGCGAAUAUCAGAGGUCGCGCUCACCGACCGACGACGAGCCGCUCCCCGUCUACGUCAAAUCGCGGGAGCAAGAUAAGGCUACCGGCGCUGGCAUGGCGGUGCCUCCGUACAAAGAGCGCCCGAGCUCGGAGAGCUCACGGCACAGCCAGCAGCAGGACCACCAGGAGUCAAAUGCAAGAGACGGCCGCAACGGCAUGCAUCAAGACACGGAUGGGUUGACAUUGCACGAUCAACACACACUCGAGACUACACGCCAGCAGAGCGGCGCGCAAACACGUGGUGAGGGGAAUCCACGACAUGAGAGAUGA
Messenger RNA from Beauveria bassiana ARSEF 2860, 1158 nucleotides. RefSeq lists its product as uncharacterized. The coding region runs from base 1 to 1158 and encodes 385 amino acids. The record is from RefSeq and is a predicted model, not a curated record. The transcript has 2 exons. Lineage: Eukaryota; Fungi; Ascomycota; Sordariomycetes; Hypocreales; Cordycipitaceae.